AUGCUGACAGCCAACAGGAACCUUUCGAGUGAAUACGAAGACCCUAAGCUAAGAGUUUAUAUUACAAACGACACAUCCGAUGUUUACGAGGAUCAAUUCACGCGCAUUGCCCGCGAUGACAUUGGACGUAUUCGACCAACCCUCAUUUUGCUAGGAAUCCGACUGGGGAUCGACCGCGUUACCCCGGUCUAUUGGGACGGAUUACGGGCAGCCUUGCAGUACCCUCAGUCAGUCGGCGUCGCAGGUGGACGCCCCUCCGCAUCCCAUUAUUUCGUAGGAACCCAAGACUCACACCUGUUUUUCCUCGACCCGCAUACCACGCGCCCCGCGCUGCCAUACCGACGCAGCGAUGAGCCGCACACAAAGGGCGAAAUGGACACCUGCCACACCUGUCGACUGCGAAGAAUUCAUAUCAAAGAUAUGGACCCCAGCAUGCUGAUCGGAUUUUUGAUUCAGGACGAAGAGGAUUGGGCGGACUGGAAAAGAAGGGUGGCAUCUACCUCAGGACAGCCCGUCGUUCACAUACUACCCGGGGGCACACACUCGGAUCACGGCCAGGAACGAGUGGAAGCCCUGGACGAAGUCGAAAUUCUGGACGACUCGGAUACCCCGGAAUAA
Molecule: messenger RNA, 618 nt
Organism: Penicillium alfredii
Lineage: Eukaryota; Fungi; Ascomycota; Eurotiomycetes; Eurotiales; Aspergillaceae
Product: cysteine protease ATG4
Exons: 2
Coding region: 1-618 (205 amino acids)
Molecular function (GO): protein-phosphatidylethanolamide deconjugating activity
Source: RefSeq, a predicted model, not a curated record